Paralichthys olivaceus (Japanese flounder) is the source of this 2004-nucleotide messenger RNA. RefSeq names its product abhydrolase domain containing 4, N-acyl phospholipase B (gene abhd4). The record is from RefSeq and is a predicted model, not a curated record. Gene Ontology annotation, biological process: phosphatidic acid biosynthetic process; lipid homeostasis. Gene Ontology annotation, cellular component: lipid droplet; mitochondrion. Gene Ontology annotation, molecular function: phosphatidylcholine lysophospholipase A1 activity; lysophosphatidic acid acyltransferase activity. Lineage: Eukaryota; Metazoa; Chordata; Actinopteri; Pleuronectiformes; Paralichthyidae.
CUUCACAAAUAGACGAUCUUUGUGGCCUGGUCAGCUGACCCAGGGACGUACGAGUUACAAAACACGAGCAGCUCACACACGGUGACUCGCUGUGUUUUGUGUCUGGAGCAGAAGUCGUGAGGUUCACCUUGAUCCUUCAGACUGAAUGUGAACCACGGAGCAUGCUGACAGAUGGAUCCGGCUUCAGCUCCGAUGCAGAGCGACUGUGAGACGGAGCCAAACGCAGUGUGGAGCUGGUGGCCCUCCUGGCGUCCGACCUCCAUGUCCCUCUUGAAGACAACAGAGUCUAGGAUUCUUGCCUGCAUAAAAAAUGACCUGUGGGCCCGGUUUGUGACGUUACCAAACCAGGAUCGGCUAUGGACUUUGACUCUCACUAACAAGAUGGUUCGCAAACCUGCAGCCCCUAAGACUCCCCUGGUGAUGGUCCAUGGCUUUGGAGGAGGGGUGGGGCUGUGGAUCAGAAACCUGGACGCGCUAAGCAGGUCACGGCCCAUCUACGCCUUCGACCUCCUGGGCUUUGGCAGGAGCUCCAGGCCUCCUUUCCCCUCAGAUGCCGCCAAGGCGGAGGAGCAGUUCGUUGAGUCCAUUGAACAGUGGAGACAGUCUGUGGGCCUGGAGAACAUGAUUCUGUUGGGGCACAGUCUGGGGGGGUACCUGGCUACCUCCUACGCCAUCCAGUACCCUUCAAGAGUAUCACAUCUUAUCUUGGUAGACCCCUGGGGUUUCCCUGAGCGACCCAAUACACAGAUUGAGGCGAAUCGCGAUCAGGGGACAGAUGUGGUGAGAAGGUCGUCCCCUCCACGCUGGGUGAAAGUUAUUGCAGCGGUGGUCUCCCUCUUUAACCCACUGGCUGUCAUUAGAGCGGCAGGCCCAUGGGGUCCAGGGUUGGUGAACAGAUUCCGCCCUGAUUUCAAAAGGAAAUUUGAAGAUCUGUUUGAUGACGAUACUAUGACGCAGUACAUCUACCACUGUAACGCACAAACCCCGAGUGGUGAAGUGGGUUUCCGUGUCAUGUCGGAGUCUCUGGGCUGGGCCAAGAGGCCGAUGCUGCAUCGGGUUGACCUGCUGCCGCCCUCCAUGCCCCUCACCAUGCUGUAUGGAGAAUCUUCCUGGGUGGACAGCUCAUCGGGCGACAGAGUGAUCCAGAUCAGGAACCAGGCCAACACCAAACUGCUGCUGAUAAAUAAAGCCUCUCAUCACUUGUAUGCUGAUCAACCAGAAGAGUUCAACAGAGUGGUGGAAAAUAUAUGUAACUCUGUUAACUGACUCUGUGUGUGUGUUCCUGUACUUACAUCUUUGUGAGGAGCAUUUUAAGCAUCGACCUUACAAAGUGAGGACAUUUUGGGAAAGUGAGGACAUUUUGGCCAGUCCACACUUCCUUAAAGGGCUGUUUUAGGAUUAAGUCUUGGUUUUAUGGUUAGAGUUAGGUUUAGGUUAGGGUUAGGCAUUUAGUUUGGAUAGUUAAGGUUAGAGCAAGGAGCUAGGGAGUGCAUUAUGCCAAUAAGUGUCCUCACUAAGAUAGAAGUACAAAUGUGUGUGUGAGUGUGUGAGAGUGUGAGUGUGAGAGUGUGUGUGCACUGAAUGUAUAGAGACAGUUCAUUAUGGUGGUUUUAGCAGUGUAAUCUUUGCAUGUCAAGCAUCCUGGAUGCUGCUCUUCUCUAUAACAAGUUAUUACUGACAUACAAUUAAUGUUUGGUAUUUAUUACACCAAUUUAUUUAGAAUUAGAAACGAUUUAUAACAUGUAUUUUUUUUUAUUCUGCCAUGUGUUCAUACAAAGUAUUUAAAGGUCUGAUUAAACCAACACUAAAAAAUGCAGUUAUGCUGUAAUAGUUUAUAACAAAGCAGCCACCAGUCUACUGACUCACAGUUUAUAUGUGCCUCACAUCAACCAAUAAGCUCUGGAUGUAAUAUUUUCUUUGACUUCUGUACCUUUCCCACUGUAUCAAAGAGACGAUUGUGUUUUAUACCUUGAAAACAAUAAAAGCUUAUUCGUCGACCAUGUC